AUGAGUUACAUGUGCGUCAUUGGAGAACUUUUUGGUGAGAAAAACAAAUGUCUGUGUUUGUUCAAACAUCAUUGUUUAGUUGUUAUGUCAAUGCAAGUCAACAUUGGCAAUAUGAUUUAUGAGCGGAACGCGAAUGAUACUCUUGAGGCUUUUUGUAUAAAACGUGAUGGCCACUUAACUGAUAUCAAUCAAUUCAAAUUUACAGCAGCUGCAUUCAUCCCAAAAAUGGUAGUUGGCUAG
Clunio marinus is the source of this 240-nucleotide messenger RNA. The record is from the annotation of a GenBank genome assembly. NCBI's taxonomy places the organism in Eukaryota, Metazoa, Arthropoda, Insecta, Diptera, Chironomidae.